Molecule: messenger RNA, 1709 nt
Organism: Exaiptasia diaphana
Lineage: Eukaryota; Metazoa; Cnidaria; Anthozoa; Actiniaria; Aiptasiidae
Product: EF-hand calcium-binding domain-containing protein 11
Exons: 1
Coding region: 188-670 (160 amino acids)
Cellular component (GO): cytoplasm
Molecular function (GO): calcium ion binding
Source: RefSeq, a predicted model, not a curated record
AGUCGGAAACAGAGGUCGUCGAGGUCGUCCACUUCGUUCUGAAGUUGAGGAAGUCCAGCGUUGAGAAUUUGGGAAAUUUCAAGGCUAUUUUCCAUGCUAACUAUCCAAUUGUUUGAGAAGAUGUUCAACAGCUAAUAMAAUGUAGGAAAUUGCUUUGUGCAGUAUUUGAGUUCAGCUGUGGUAUGGGAUGAAUGCAAAAAUGGCAGCUCACAACCGGGCUGAAGAGAUCCAAUCUCAUGUCAAAGAAGCUUUUUAUUUAGCAGAUGUCGACAACAAGGGCUACCUGAGCAGAUUUGAUCUCAAGGUUGCUAUGGUGUCAUUGUUUGGAUACAAACCUUCCUCAUUUGAGAUUGAUGAUAUAAUAUCAAAGGUUUCAGAAAGGCAAAAACAAUCUGCAGGGAUCACUCUGGAUCAAUUGCAGUUWAUAGCUUCAAAUAAAUUCAAGGCUCAAGAUGACGAUGAUCACAUAAGACAGAUAUUYCGUGCUUGUGAUCUGGAAUGCCGUGGAUUUAUAACAUUGGAAAAUGCCAAAAGAUUGUUUGCUCAAGCUGCGCCCUUUAUGGAUAUGCAGACAGUUGAAAGAGUUUUCAAAGAGAUUGACAGUGACAGAGAUGGGCGUGUUAGUUAUAAGGACUUUGAGUUUAUGAUGAAAUACAUUGUGGAUGAUUGAUAAGUACAGAUGUAGUGUAGUUCAAAACAAUAUACAUAUUUGCAUAUUUGGUGAAUUUGAAAAGACAUGUAAUGUACUGUGGAUGCUACAAUCAUGGUCUGAAAGUGUUUGAAAUAUCACUAAAUAUUGGUAUGUCGGAGCAUUAUGCUCAGUUGUUAUGAUAACAACUCUUGUGUCCUCAUGUUUUGGAGAUCGUAUUUGUUUGCUUGAUGCUCUAAGCUGACAGACUAACAGCCCUGUUUUGGGCAGGGAAGAGAGUGGAACUAGUGCUCUGAGGAAGAUUGUAUUGAGGGUGAAUAUUCCUGUCCGAGGGAUAAAUUCAGGAUUCUCAGUAUAAGACGACAGCCAGCAAAAAUUGCCAUUUAUAGUUUAGUUAAUCACCUGCUACUUGUUUGUUAAUGGAUUGCAGAAAACAGACGGGUACUAAUAUAAAUCCUCUAUUUUGACGUCAACUUUAAUUUUUGCUGAAAACCCUGUAAAUCCUUAAACAGUAGUUAAAACACAAAUACAUAUAUGGAGUUGAUGGCUUAUUUGGCUAGUAAUUUUUAUUUUCAUCCACCCUUCAUCCAACUGAUCCCUGUAGUGAACUGUGAAAUAUUAAUUUGUACAGUAAAUUUUGUAUUUGCUCACACCUUCUAGAUUUCUAGACACAUUUUUAGGUACCUUUUGUUACUAAACUCUCUGGCAGUCAUGGGCAGAUGGUGAUGGUGUCAACAGUGAUUGGUAAUGGUGAUAGAGAACUUAAUGCCAACCAAGAGAAAAGAAGUGUGCAGUUCAGGUUAGUUAGGUUAGAUUUACAAACAAAGAGUUCAAAAUAGAUAGCCUCAAAACAGAGACCACAGAGCAGAGUGGCAGGGGACUGUAGCCAAAUCCCAUUUUUUUUUUUAAAUUCAAUAAAAUGUCAUUUUGAACCCUAUACUGAUAMCUUUUGGUAGUGUCAAGUAAUAUCUUUAGAUUCACUGUGUAAAAUAUGUACUCGUAGACGCUCAAAAUGCUGGAAAUCGCAUUAUUUUCCAAGAUUAAAAGUUUUAAAAAUUCA